AUGAAUAUGAAUUAAUUAAUAGUUGAGAGAGAAAGUGACAAUAUUCGAAGGAUGAGUCGUCUGGCUAUCUUCAAUCAAAAAAGGUUUUGGCUGAAAGAAGAAGAAAAAUAAUAUACAGAGGAAAUAGAGAUAGAAUUCAAUAAACUAAAACUUGAAGAACCCACUUUAAAACUAGAAUAAUAAAACCUGCGAAAAUUUUGCAAGAAUUUUUAAAGUUUUGAAUAUUAUAAUGGGGAACCAAUUUGUGUAAAUGACUACUUUAUACGUAUCCUACCAGUUGGACUAAGAUGCAUAGUUAGUAGUCACCAAGGAGUUACUGUUUUAAAAACAAUAAAUGGUCUGAAAUAUAAAUUUUCAUCCUCGCUUCCAGGAGGGAGUUCGAAAACCAUGAUUGGUAGAUGUAUUUUGGAUUGUUUCCUGUGUGCCAACACAGUGUAUAUUUAUGAUAUUAUACAAUGGGGUAAAAUGGAUAUGAGCGAGUAAGUUGCAGAACUAAGAUAUUUUUGGAUAAAAGGACAUAUUCUCAGUCAAUUGCGUUAGGAUUAAGAAUCAGAGGACUACAUCUUUGAAUGGAUUCCAGUCAUCCCCUCAAUAUAUGAAUUGCAGAAGACUAUCUUUCCUUACACGAAGAAUGGGUUACUGUUCAUUCGCAAGGACUCCCAUUACUUUGCUGGAGUCAAUCCUGAGUGCUUUAUAUAUCAAGAUGAAUUUACGGAUGAAAACUUCAAGGAGGAAUGUCUCAAAUACAAGUUUGACAAUUCAAUUACGCUAACUCUUUGUCACUUCCAAAAUCAAUUAGAGACUAGGGACGGUUACAAGAUAGCUUAAUAUCAGAGCAGCAAAAACACCAAGGAGAUUGUUGAUGCUAAGGUUACAAUAACUAAUAAUGAGUUGAUUUUGGUUGAUAUUAAGGAUCCAUCCAAAUUUUUGGAAGAUCCUUAUUCUAAAAUAAUGUUCUGGAAGUUGUUACCUCGCUUAAAGAUACAAUGA
This is a messenger RNA of Paramecium tetraurelia, 990 nucleotides long. RefSeq lists its product as uncharacterized. Gene Ontology annotation, biological process: snRNA import into nucleus. Gene Ontology annotation, cellular component: cytoplasm; nucleus. NCBI's taxonomy places the organism in Eukaryota, Ciliophora, Oligohymenophorea, Peniculida, Parameciidae. The transcript has 2 exons. The record is from RefSeq and is a predicted model, not a curated record.